Messenger RNA from Pleuronectes platessa (European plaice), 13932 nucleotides. RefSeq names its product trinucleotide repeat containing 18 (gene tnrc18). The transcript has 30 exons. Lineage: Eukaryota; Metazoa; Chordata; Actinopteri; Pleuronectiformes; Pleuronectidae. Gene Ontology annotation, molecular function: chromatin binding. The record is from RefSeq and is a predicted model, not a curated record. Bases 279 to 9650 code for a protein of 3123 amino acids.
ACUCACAACUUCUCCCCCACUUUACCUCCGGACCAGCCUGUGAUGGGUCGCUCCGCAGCUCCACGCAACCUGCGCCCAUUUUAAACAAGCGUUUGCGUGUUUUUAAAAAAAAAAGCUCCUUCCCCCCCUUUUUGGUUUUGUUUCUCCAUUCAAGUCAGCAGGAUGGCUGAGAGGGAGCCCGGGUCGCCUGGGGAACUAAAGACAUUAUUAUAGCCGACGCUGUCUUUUUUUUGGAAUACGGGGACAAUUUCUUUUUAUAACUUUCCCCUGUGUGGAUAAUGGAUGGCAGAGAUUUCGGACCUCCCCGAUCCGUCCACGUACCACCUCCGUUGUUGGCGGGGCUCGCAAUGGAGUCUCACCGACUCGGAGCAGCCGCCGCCGCCGGGAGGAUCCCUCCCUCGCCCGGUCACUUGGGCGCGAGUCAUCCGCCGCCUCUCCACUCUGGAAAAUUCAUGCCAUCGGCCAUUAACCUCCAUCCACACCACAGCGAUGCCUUCCCGACAGGCUCCGGUCACUUCCUGUCUGGUUAUCCAGGCCCCUCCCCCCUGACCUCUGACCCCGCAUACAGAUCGGCCAACCCCAGCAGCCUGCAAAUGGCUCAGCUCUGGGCAUCACACACUCAUGAAGGCUACCCCCCCAUGCCUAGCAGCCUGUACUCCACCCCAUACCUGUCCCUGGGGCACCUUGAGCCUCCCUCGCUGUCGCAGCACCCUCUCUACGAUUCACAUAAAGAGGGUUUCUACCUGCCGGCCUCCUUGAGCCAGUCUCCUCUCCAUCCUCCGGCUGCGCCACCGGCCUCCCUGUCCAGCUCCACGCCCCCUCAGAGGACGUCCCGGGACUGCGGUAGGGACCGACUCUACCGGGCGGAGAGGGAGAGAGAGAGGGACAGGGAGCGGUCCAGAGAGGAGCUGCGGUCCAGAGAGGAGCAGCGACUCAGGGAGGAGCAGCGACUCAGGGAGGAGCAGCGGUCAAGGGAGGAGCAGCGACUCAGGGAGGAGCAGCGACUCAGGGAGGAGCAGCGGUCAAGGGAGGAGCAGCGGUCAAGGGAGGAGCAGCGGUCAAGGGAGGAGCAGCGCCUAAGAGAGGAGCAGAGGUCAAGAGAGGAGCAGCGGCUAAGAGAGGAGCAGCGACCUCACAGUGUGGUGGACCUGACGCAAGAUGGGCGGAGCGAGGAGGAGCGCCGGGCGAGGAGCGGGGAGCGCGAGAAAGAAAGGGACCGGGACACGGAGAGAGACAGAGAUGGUUGGUCUUUUCAUCCUCACCUUCACCAGCAGAAAUCCAACUCCCAUCCCUCCACAGGGGAGGCCAGAUCCCGGCCUUCUCCUCUACAGCCCACCUUCCCUUCACCUGGGGGUGCGAGCAGGUUCCAUGUACCAGAAACGGACAGGAGGAGUCGGGAGGAAGAGGGCGGCUCUCGACCCCAUCACAACAAUAACACAAAUAACUCAAACUCUCAACCAGACAGACUGAGGCGGAGUGAUUCUGCGGCAACGUCGGCUGCGAAUCUUCAAAUCUCCUACGCCCUUGCACCUGCGCUAGCUGGUCUGCCCCACCCCUCCACGCCCAGAGACCCUAACAGAGAACAGCGGGUCACCGCACCGACAUAUGUGCCUUCUGUGGAGGUUUAUGACGAGCGGGCUGGGCCGAUCCAGAUCGCCUCACAGGCCCGCGACAAACACCGAGAGAGGGAGAGGGAGCGUGAACGGGAGAGAGAAAGGGAACGGGAGAGGGAUAGCUACAGGUUUCCUGAGAGGAGCCUGAUGGAUCAUCCUCGACUCUCCCAGUCUGGCGAUUCAAGCAAUCAAAGAGAGGAAGGUUCAGUCAUUUGUUCCAAUGGUUCCAUUGGUAAACGAGGCCAGGACACAUCGUACUCCUCCAAUCAAUCAAGGUUCAGCCCAGAAACCAGGGACACUUCUAAACACUCAAUCCGAUUGGGUGUGGAGCGUGCAGGGGCGGAGCCUAAGUGGAAUAACAUCAGCCCCUUGGCUAAUUAUGCCACGACUCACAUGGCUGCUCUGGCAGCUCAACACGGACACACACUCUCCUCACCCCACAGCCAACCUACACAAACACAACUGUCCCCACACACAAGUCACCGGCCCAACAACAACCCACACUCCAACAGCCAUUCUCCCCAGACUCACGCCUCCCAACAUGGACAUGGGCGUUCAGGUGAGGAGGGGAGUCAGAGACGCUACCUGGACCCAUCAGCUCUCUACCGACCCGGGGGGUCAAUGGUGGGAGGGUCCAGUGGGGGCGAUCGAGCUGGGGGGGCCGAAUCGGACCCCCAGGAGGUUUCAGCCAUGCAGAGUCUGAUCAAAUACAGUGGAAACUUUGCUGCUGAAGGUCCUGGGUCGGCCAGACUCGCCGCAGACGGCCGAGGGCCCUUUGGGGGUCUGGGUAACAUCGGCAUGGAUGAAAGACAGGGGGACCGGGAAAAAGAGAGAGACCGGGAAAGGGACAGAGAGAGGGAAAGGGCAUCGGUCGGAUCUGGUGGUCCAGGGGCGUUGAGGGUUCCUCCCCAGCUGAAGAGAGAGCAGGAGCGGCCGGACAGCGCUCGCUCGUUUGGCCGGGAGGGGGAGGGCGAGGUGCGGCACCCCCCGGUGGGCAUCGCUGUGGCUGUGGCCCGACAGAGGGACAGUGGGAGCAGCAGCAAACCAGCCAGCGGCCCCUCAGACACACAGAGACCCCUUCUGCAAACUGCUAUUAAAGAUGAGGAGCGAGGGGAGGAGCGCGCUCGCCACCACGAAGAGCGACUGCUGGCCGGCCGACUGGAGCGCGAGCAGGAGAAAGUGCUCAGAGAGUCCAAAGAGCUGGCGGAGUUCACUCAAAUGCAUCCUCCUCCUAUGUCUGGCGGCCUGACGCCCAGUAUGAUGACCCCCAGCCUCAUGAACCCUAACCUUAUGGUGACGGGAGGGGCCGGGCGAUGGCCUCCAGACCACGCCACUCUGACCUCCCACCCGUGGAUGCCCCGGCCAGGAGGCCCCCCAGUCUGGCUCUCCAGCAGCCCAUACAGCCUGGGUCCCUCCUCACUCCACCAGACCCUGCCUCAAGGUUACCCCCCCUCUCUGCAAGGCUCCUUACCACCGUCUUACCAGUUUGCCAGGGACCCACAGUCUGGGCAGCUAAUAGUCAUCCCUACUGAGCACCUGCAACACUACGGAGGCGAGGUACUGGAGCGUGGAGGCCCGGUGUGGCCGGGGGUGUACGGUCCGGGCAGCUCGCUGCAGCACGCGGCCCAGCUCCAGCUCCUCUCCCAGCACCAGAUGCUGCGGCAACAGGAGCUGCUCAUGAUCCAGCAGCACACAGCUCAGGUCCUGGAGCUGCAGAGGAGCGCGCAGUUUGUUGAGCGUUUAAAGGCCAGCGAGCACCGGUCAGACAUGGAAGACAAGGCAGACAAGCGGAACACAGACCACAAACCCAGACCCUCCUCAAUAUGCUCCCCAUCGCCUUCACCCGUCCUGCAUCCUCGCAAACCUCCCCGUCCCUCUCGCACGCCAACACCCUCCACGUCCUCCCUCACCCCGCUGCCUCCGCUCCGCUCGCCUGUGACCACGCUCAAGUCAGAGGAAGCGGGGCAGAGAGUGUUGGUGCGCUCGCCGACCCCCCUGCCACACCCACCUUCCCCCCGCUCUGCCUCGCCGCCCCCGUCUUCGCCACGGCGGCCUAAACAGGAGGCGUCUGAGGAGGAGGUGGGACGGAGGGAGCAGAGGGACGGACGGAAGCCGGGCUCUGCCCCCUUUCAGGGCAUCUACCCUGAUGUCCCUCAAGGUUACCCUUACCAGUCUGUCACCGCCCCAUUUAGCUCCCCGUUCCCCAUUCAUCACAUCCCAGCACCUACAGGGACAAACACAGAGCUAGUCCUAGGACACCGCUCUCGCUCUCCACCAUCCGCUGCCCCUUUGCCCUCGGCACACAUCCAUUCAAGGCUCCUGGACACAGACAUUAAGCCACAGAAACUAGAUCCAUCAAAGACGGGGUCUUUCCUCAAACAGGAACCCGGUGUGGAGCGGCCUCUGCUGGGCGUGGCGCCAGAACCUCUGGGUCCCCUUCGCUGCGGCCCUGUGCGAGCCAGCCAAGACAGAGAGACGGAUGGGGAAGUAUCAAAGCCCCAGCCUCCGCCGCUACGUCUGUACGUCCCCAGUCCUCCACCGCAACGAGGUGAAAGGCUGGAAGAAGUCAGCGAGGAAGAGGAGGAACAAAUCAAGAUGGAGAUGUCAUCUUACUCAUGCCAGUCAGCGUAUCCUCCACCCCCUCCACUCACAGAAGCUGAGCCCAAACAAAACGCCAUCAAGGAUCCAGAGCAAACACGAUACCCACCAUGCAUCACUGCAGAUUCAGACUGUCAGGAAUCCGCUCAGAAGAGUGUUCUUCUGGAGCAAACCGCCAGCGCUGUGUGUGAACUAGAACAACCAGACACUCCAGUUGACUCCCACACUCCCCAUCAGAAAGAACUUGUACAGGAGACCCCUGUUUAUCCACCUUCCACCUCCAAUUCUCCACUCCCACUGGUCUUCGGCCCGGAGGAUCCCAUGGCAGGAAUGCUCGCCCUGCUGGCAGCCAGCGAGAUGGCCAACUACACCCGCCCCGACACCCCGCCCGCCCCAAUACUCCUACCCCAGAUAGACCUCCUCGCUGUGGGCGCUGACUGCAGCGGCGCAGGGCCACUGGAGAUGGUGGCCCUUGAGGGGAUGGCCCUGCUCAGCCAAAUGGCCCAGAGAGAGAUGGAGCAAAUCAACCAGGGCCAAUGUCUGACAUUAGAGGGUCUGGAUUGUCUUCUUGAAGCCAGCAGACAAAUCCUGUUGGAGGCCAUAGAGAAACAGUCCCACAUCGAUCUGCCCAGAACUCUGGACCCCAACAAGAAGUACAGCUGGAGGCAGAGGAAGGAGCCGCUGUACAGUAAGAUGUCUGUGGACAUGAUGGACGCAGUGGAAGUGGAGUACCGUGUCCGCCUGGCUGAGCUUCAGAAGACGUACAAGGAGCAGCAGCGAGAGAUGAGCAAGCUGCAGAGACGCAGAGACAAGCAAGACCGGCUGCAGCAGGAGGAUGAGAGGCGGAGUCUCACCAGACGGGGCAGAGGGCGACCCAGGAAGAGAAAACUUUUGGCCACACCUCCCAAACUGGACAGCAGGCCUGGAAAGGUGGGAAGGACAGUGCAAUACUCUGAGGACUCUGAAGCUGGGGAAGGACAGAGGAAGAGGUUCUGUGUGUCCAGGGAAGAGGAAGAGACGGAGGCAGGAAGUGGAGGAGUGCAGGUGAAAAAGAAGAAGAAAAAGAAGAAGAAGAAGAAGAGCUGGACGGACCAGGAGCCGUCCACCAGUCACGCUCUGGAGGUGUUGAAGGCAAAGCGCGGCCAUGAGUUUGAGCAGGAGCAGCUGGCGUCGGACCUCGACAGAGCGCUCUCGCUCUCACAGCUCAGCUCGCUCGGCUCGUCCGGCAAACUCACCUCCAACGCGAAAUUAGACAAGUCGAAGAGCAAGUCCGCGGACGGCCGUGUGAAAGAGCACGGCGUUCACUCUACUGCCAAAGGAGGGAAACACAAGAUGGCCGCCAAGGCUUCCACUACAGAGAGUGUCCAGAAAUUGAAAGGUCAGAAGAAGACGGCGGCUUUGUUCUCUCCCAUGAGAUCAGAGCUCAGCAGCUGCUCCAACAACUCAGAUUCAGAGGAGCACAAUUCUGCCCGGGGGGGCUGGCCCCCUCUCUCUGGGACGCAAUCCCAUGGCAGCCUGACCAGGAAGAGGCGGCCUGCAUCGCCUCCGACGUCCCUGCUGUCCGGUCAGAAGUCUCAGAAGAAGAAACACAAGCACUUAUCCCUGCUGCUGGAGGAAGCGGGCCUCAGCUCCUCAGACGACUCCUUCGACCAAGAAACCUCCGAGGACGAAGAUGACGAGGAGGAGUUCGAUUCCGACGAUGGCGGCUGUGAGGAGAGCGGGCUGGGUAUGCUGGCCCGGUUUGCGGCUAACGCGCUCCCCGUCAGCGCGACCCCCCUGAGCCUCCUCCAUGAGGGCAAGCACCGCAGCAGGCAAAGCACUCUGGGCUCAUCAGAGUGCGAGUGGUCAGACUCGGGCUCAGACCUGCGACUGAGGAAGUUCCCCUCUCUGCUCCAUGGAAAGCGCUCCGCCCCAGAGCUGCCCCUGCUGCCCCCUGCGUCCCGGCGCAGCGACCAGACCAGCCCCACCAAGCGAGAUGAAGCGCCAGUCAAACGCAAGCCCCUGCCCAAACCCCGCCCCUCGCCUAGAUCGCCCGGACGGUUCAGCUUCGACCUCGGCAGCAGCCACGGGGUCGGAGGCUUCAGCGAGGACGAGGCCUGGAGCCGCCGACGCAGCGAGAGGAUUUUCCUCCAUGACGCCACCACCUCAGCGACUCAGCUGUCGGUUCCAGGCCUGGGAUCCAUCAGUCAGAGCUCCUCCACCUCGUCCUCCAGCUCAGGCCCACCUCUGACCCCGAAGCCUGCCCCCAGAACCAAACCCCCUCCGCCCAGCAAAGAGGGGAAGGACCUGGUGAAAAAGAAGAAGCUGAAGGACUCUCCUCUGCCUGUGAGCCCGUCCGUCCUGUGCAGUCCAAUCACUGACGUCCCCGUAACGCUGAGCCUCAGUCCGACGAGGAAGAGCCAACCAAAACCCAGGACCAAGGCCAGAGAGCCCUCCAGGGGAGCGGUGAGCCGGCUGAUGGAGAGCAUGGCGGCUGAUGAAGACUUCGAGCCCAACCAGGACAGCAGCUUCAGCGAAGACGAACUUGUCACUCCGCGCAGCCACAGUUUAUCAGAGAGGUCCUCCACACCUGCUCCGGUGCAGUGUGUGUUGGAUAAGGACUCUCUGGUGGACGGACUCAGAGUUCUGAUCCCGAUGGACGACCAGCUGCUGUACGCCGGACACGUGAACACGGUGCACUCCCCUGACAUAUACAGCGUGGUGGUGGAGGGAGAGAGAGGAAACCGACCUCACAUCUACUGCUUGGAACAACUGCUGCAGGAAGCUAUCAUCGAUGUGAAGCCUCCGUCCGUGCGCUACCUCCCAGAGGGCACUCGCAUCGCUGCGUACUGGAGCCAGCAAUACCGCUGCCUGUACCCGGGGACCGUCGUCAACGGAAGUUCAGACAUUGACGAGAACGACGAUCUGAUCACGGUGGAGUUCGACGAUGGCGACAGCGGCCGCAUCCCGCUCUCACACAUCAGGCUGCUGCCGCCCAACUACAAGAUCCACUGUGCUGAGCCGUCCCCGGCGCUGCUCGUGUCCAGCUGCUCCCGGAGGAGAGUCCGCAAAUGCAGCAAAGAGGGAAAAGACGCCGGAUCAAAGCCAGAGGACACGGCUCCGAAGAUCAAAGGGAAACCUGGACGCAAACCCAAACCCAAACCAGAAACCUCCAUGACCCCGGACGGCCGAGAGAAGACUGAUCCUCCUCCUCCCCCCUCCUCCUCCCAGCCUGCAGAGAGACCCCAGGCUCCAGCUAAACCUGCCCAGGACAGGACCUCCUCCGUUCAGAAGGCAGGUCAGGAGAAGCCACGCCCUGCGUCCCGGCCGACAAUGGGGACGCAGGCAAAACCAGUCCGCAAAAGCUCCACCACGUCCCCCACCAGUAGCCCUACCCUCCCCAGCCCGGUGUCCAGGAAGAGCAGCUCCACGCCUGCUUCCAAACCAGCUCGGGCUCUUCCUCCCUCCCUCUACCCGUCCACUUACGGGAAAGUGCUGACUGUGGAUCUGUACAGCGAGCCCAACCUCAGCUCGUACAACAACCAGCGCAGAGAUAGAGAAAAUACCAGCAGUGUCAGUCCCACUACCAACAGACCCAUUUCCAGACCCAUGGCCACGUCUACUGGGACCAAGACCAGUUCCUCAUCCACGGCCAGACCCACCUCUGCCUCCACAGCCAAAACCAAACCCUCCUCGGACCAUCACGGCAGCUCCAGACCCAGCCUCCACUCGGGACUCCUUCCCAGCCCCAUCUCCAGGCUAUCAACAUCCAAACCUGGCUCUUCUCUGGCUCCUAGACCUUCAUCAUCCUCAUUGUCUUCUUCAUCCGCCCCCAGACCCAAACUAAAGAUGCCGUCCGACCAGCUGUCCUCCAGCUCCAGCUCCAGACCCGUCUCCAGGCCCAAGCCCAGCGCAGGGCCAAGUGAGGGUGGAGUCUCGGCAGUGAGGCGAAAGUCCCUGUCUGCAGAACCCCUCGUGAAGCUGGACCACGAAGGUGUCACCUCGCCCAAGACCAAGAAGACCAAGGCUCUGAUGUUGCUCGAGGGUCGAGGCGUCAGACGAGAUCACACCCCCAUCCCCACGGCCUCAGCCAAUCAAAAAGUGCUAAAAGCAAAGGUGAGAGCUCCAGAUAGAGAGACGGUUCUACCAGAGAAGGACUCCAGCUACAAAGCACCGAUGCUAGUGAAGGAGAAGACAGACAGUCGGGGAGGUGGUGGAAGAGGACAGGAGAUGGACGCCAGAGAGGAGAAAGUUCAAAAAGAGGAAAGAAAGGAGGUGGAGAAAAGAAAGGAGAGAAAGAUGAAAGAGGAGUCUCACAGUAGCAGCAGCUCAGAGUCAGAAGAAGAAGGUGACAAAAGGAAGAUGAAGAAAAAGAAGAAAUGCACCUCAAGCUGCUCUUCCUCCUCUUCCUCCUGCUCCGGUUCCUCCUCAUCUUCUUCAUCAUCUUCGUCCUCAUCGUCCUCUUCCUCCACUGAUGACACGUCCUGCAGCUCCGAUGAAGAGAGGACGGCUUCAUCUCCACCAGGCCCCGUCUCCACCCCUCCGGCACAGGACAAGGCAAAAGAGGAGACUAAAGAAGACGAAGAAGAAGAGGAAGAGGAAGAGGAGGUGAAGGAGGAGGCAGAGAUGAAAACGGAGGAUGAGGAGGAACUCUCCCCUCCCUCAGAUUCUCCCUCACCGUCAACCUCUCCGACUCCUCCAUCGAAACCCGGUAAACCAGCCACCGGGAAGGGCUCCGGCCAAAGGGGUCGACCUCCCAAACCGAAGCCCAGCGGAGGAGAGGGGAAAGUGGGGAGACCAAAGCGGAGAGAGGGGGUCCACCUCCCCACCACCAAGGAGCUGGCAAAACGUCAGAGGCUUCCCAGUGUGGAGAACAGGCCCAAGAUCUCUGCUUUUCUUCCAGCCAGACAACUCUGGAAGUGGUUCGGGAAACCAACUCAGAGACGCGGUAUGAAGGGCAAGGCCAAGAAGCUCUUCUACAAGGCCAUCGUCCGCGGCAGAGAGAUGAUCCGCAUCGGUGACUGCGCCGUGUUCCUGUCGGCGGGCCGGCCCAACCUGCCCUUCAUCGGCCGCAUCCAGAGCAUGUGGGAGUCGUGGGGCAGCAACAUGGUGGUCAGGGUGAACUGGUUCUAUCAUCCAGAGGAGACGAAUCCUGGGAAGAAACUCAUCGACAAGAAGAACUGGGAUCAGAUGUGUGGUCAGUCUUUACCGGCAGCGAUGCACUCUUCUAUCCAGAGGAAAGACUUCAUGGAGCGCGCCCUGUACCAGUCGUCCCACAGCGAUGAGAACGACGUGCAGACGGUCAGUCACAAGUGCCUGGUGGUGAGCGUGGACGAGUACGAGCAGAUGACCCACACGCGCCGCUACGCCGACAGCGAGGACCUCUACUACCUGGCCGGCACCUACGAACCCACCACUGGCAUGAUCUUCAACACUGACGGAGUCCCGGUCAUCUGCUGAGAUAAAGAAAAACUAAUUGUGACCCGACCUCCAGAUCUUGGACAUCGCAAAAACCCGACCCACGGUCUAAUCACUGAUCUCGAGAUUGAGGUUUUGGCUGCAGUGACUCGCCGAGCGCCACCACUCCAACCUGACUGUCACGAACAGCCACCUCCACCACCACAGACACGGGAGACACUACAGACAGUAUUAUAAAAAAGGAACAAGUCUCCUGAAACAUUUGCACACACAGACUCCAUCGUCACAAACUGUUUUCACUCGUUGUCGUGUUCGAGGGAAAGUUUCAGAACAUGCUUCAGUCACCUUCUACGUGUAAAUAUACUCUGCAUCAAACACACUUACGCCCCCACAUGCACAGACACAUGUAAAUACUCACCUCAUGAAACACACACACACACACACACACACAGUUAUAUAGAGGAGAAUAUGUGUGUUUUAUUUUCAUGUAACAGAUUUAUGUCAGAGUACUUUUUGCUAUAAGAGGUAAACCGUGGAGAAGCUUUAAUGAACUGUGAAUGAUGAUACAGGAGAGAGGUGUCAGUCCGUCAGUCCCCCCGUCUGUCUCCCUCCGUCCCGGCAGGACAGACACACACAGACGGGGGGGUGGACGGACACACACACACACACACACACACAUGCCGGUGGUGUGACGUUGUGAUUCUGAUGUUGCUGUGGUGAUGUUACAGUCAUAUAAAUGUAUCUACAAGAACAGCAGGAGCGACGGACAGAUGCAAAAAAAAGGAGAGACGCACAGAAAGAAAGAGACAGACAGAGAGAGAGAGGUAGAGUUGCAAUCCAAAAGAGAGCAUUUAUUAAAAACACUUCAAAUCGACCCUCCUUUAAUACCCCCCCCCCGUGACAAUCCUCAAACCCGAGCAGGGAUCUGUCCUCACGGGACUAGAACCUCUGACUCCCUCAGAGACUCAGGCUGAAGAGAGAGGAAGGAACCUUGUGCUGUGAAAAGAGCACUUCUCAUUUUAAUCUUUUGAGUUCCUUACGUUUUUAAAGGUAAAAUCCACCCGGGAAUAAUAUAAACACUAUUUUUACAUUUCGUUGUCCCGCCUCUUUUGCACCGAGGUUGAACAGCAACAAAAGGGAAAAGUGGAUCUUUUAGAGGAGGCGCCAGUUUUCUGCUUCGGGGGCGUGGGAACAAAAAAUAUUUAAGAGGUAAAAAAAAAUGGGGUAAACUUCAACACUUGCAAAGUAACUCCACGAAUGUACAGAACAAGACGAGCUGCUGCAUUAACAGUGUUCGAGUCCCCGAGGUGGAUUUUUCCUUUUCUUUAAGGGUCGUAAACACUCGCAGUCUUUUCCCAAGAUGCAUCAAGGUCGUGGCUGUGACGCUCAGUGUAAAGCUGCCAGCACUGAUUUGAUCAACACAAUUACAUUUCUUUACCGCUCAUCCUCUCGCAGUCCGGCCUCACGCGCUCAGAGCGGCUGUGUUUGUGUUUGCGACCUCUAACUGUCCCGUGUUGGAUGUGUUUUAUUAUUUCUUUUGCUUCUGCUGUUUUAUGGACGUCCAUCCGACAACUCUUACGAUCACAUUUCACCCUCCAAGCUCCUGUUUGACAUGAGUGCACUUUGAAUUAGCUCUGCUGCAGAGGAGUGUUGUAUUCUUCUUCCUAGUAGUAUUUGCAAAAACCGCACAUCUCCCCUUGUUCACACACACACACACACACGUCCGCAUCCCUUCCCACUCCUUGUUCUUUUUCGGCUCUCUCAGCUGCUUAUGAAUUUUUUCUACGUGCCUAGUUUAACCGUUUUUUAGGGUGAGACUGUUGAAUGUUGUGCUCAGGGCUGUGAGCGUUUGGGUGGCCUUCACUCCCCCGGGGCCUUGUGAUGACGAGUCACCAAAUCUCUCGUAGGAAAUAGGACUGGUAUUUUCUCCAGUCUGCUGACGUAGGGAAACACAGUUGUUCCGAAUGAUUUCGAGUUGAAACCCACCCUCCGUUCCUGAGCUCUUAACCCACUUGGCUACACUAUUGUGUAUAGAGUGUAUCAGAUAUAUGAGUAUACAGUAAAUGCUGUAUGUACGGUUUUUAUCUGUAAGUAUCAUGUUGAUUUUUCUUGUGUGUUUCUUACCACGUUGCCGUCUCUCUGCGUCACUGCAGAGACUGAAGAUUGUCUUGUUGAUAUUCAAUAGGUUUAAUAUUUUCUACUCUCUUGAGAUCUUUUGUUUUUUUUUGUCUGGAUUUGUCUGAUUUUAUUUUAAGGAUCUAUCAUAGUUUUAUUCUCGCUGACACGUCUGGAGGACGACCCAAGAUGUUGAUGUCGUUAAUGGGAAAUUUUUCCAAGAUAAAAUGAAAAAAACGUUUCUGUAGAAUCCUGCCACGAUGGCGACCCAGUGAAAAUAAUGUUGGUGUUGAUCCGCUGACUCUCAGAGCUGAAAGUGGUUCAGCAGGUACAGAGUUGCUUUAUGUUUUUCUGAUAUUACACGAUGCCAGAAAAUCACAUCCGCUAAAGCCCCGGCUGCUCCUCCAGCUGCUGCUCGUGUUUGGCAAACAGGAGUCGGCUGUUUGAAACUCACCGUUCUGAAGACAGUGGAUCUCCGGCUGGUUCCUCAGCUGCAGGGGGGUGGGGGGGGAUCCGGUAGACACGUCCGACCUGUGUUUGCAGAGUGAACAAGUUAAAGUGCCCAGUUAUGAAUGUUUGUUUACCCCUUGAGCUGCUAAAGCACUUUUUUUUGUCUGUGUGAGAGAGACACACACACACACACACAUCACACUCUUAUCCCCUUAUAUUGUCACUCACACACACAGGGUGAAUUUGGGUGAUCUGGUACAGUGGGGGAUGUGAGACACCGGACGUCCAUUGUGUUAGUUCCUGAUCUAACACAAUGUAGUCAACCCCAGUUUUACUGCAGAUUUGACACCGACAAAUCUGCAGUAAUUUUAAAGUUAAAAUAAGAGUUUUCCUAUUUUUAUCAGAUUGUGUUUGUCGUCCGUAAAAGCAAAUAAUAAUAAUAGUGAAUUUUAUUUCACGUCACCUUCAAGUUGCCCAUGGACACUUUAAAAUACAUAAAAAAUAAACAUGAGUAAAUUAAUUAAAGUGUUGAAAAAGUGCUUUGUCCCAUUUUAUCAAAUGAACAUAAACAAUUUAAUCAACUAUACAUUUUUAAAUGUGGGAUAAUUAUUUAAUUUCUCUGCUUGUUCUUUAUGACUCCUUACAUGUUUAUAUGAAUUAGUGAUAUUCAUGUGAAUAAUUUCCUUGUUCUUAUUCUUUCUUCUUCAGUCUUUCAUGAUGCUUUUUAAAAUGUGUUGAUACAGAACUUUGGCCUGCAUUAAGAUUCAGGCUUUUUAAACUUCUCAUAUUAUAAAGUGAUACUUCCCAGAUCAGCAAAUUCAGUUGAAUAUCGGAAAUAGGUUGCAGAAGUAAAAAAUGUGCAAAAGAUCACCCAAAUUCUCCCAACACGUCUUUAUAACCCUUAAAGUGAGUUAUUGCCUUCCGAUGUCUAUAAACCCACGAUCUCCAUCCAAAGUCCAGCCUUAGGCCUUCAAACAGGGUCCAACACACACACACAGACACACACACAUAUUCCCCACAUAGCCUUCAGUUGGUGUCAUAUGUUUUAUGGGCCUCACGUCAUAUUUGUUCUGUCUAUCACCGUUUAUAUGUUUUACUUUUGCUCUUGAUUUAUUUUUCUCAUCUCCUAUUUGGUUUUAAAAUUGUGUUUCGCUUCCCCCUCUCUGAACAAUCGUCCAGGCCGCUCCAGCAAAUUCUGCUGACAGGCACCGGGAGCUAGCUGCUAGAGAGAGAGAGAGAGAGAGAGAGAGAGAUAGAGAAGAGUGAGAGAGAGAAAGAGAGAGAGAGGUGGACUGGAGGCUGGUUCUUCGUCUGCUGUUCCUUCAGUAUCGUUAUCGUCCUGUUACAGUAACAAAUAAAUAAAGAUUAUUUUGAAAAUAAAUAGAAAAAUCAUCUAAGUUUUGUAAAUGAUCCUUCAGCGUUGAGGGGAGAAAAAGCAGAAUAUACUUUGUACUUGUGGAAUCUUGUAAAAAUGCAAAAAGAAAAACAUUUUAGGGAUGAAUCUGAAACCAGAUCUAUCCUGUUGCUCUAUACUGUACGUGUAAGUAUUUGUCUUUUUUUUUUCUUUUCUUUUUUUUUUUUUACAGACAGCAACCACGUUUAUCAGUGUUUCUUUUAAAUUGUUUUAGUAACUCAGUAUUUUAUAGUUAAUCAAUAAACAGAUGGAACUGUACUGUGGCUGUGUCUCUGAGUCUCUGGCAGGAAAACAAUGCUUUUUAAUGAUGUUUGUGUUCCUAUUAAACUGCACUUUUCAUUUUCA